Molecule: messenger RNA, 1250 nt
Organism: Fusarium redolens
Lineage: Eukaryota; Fungi; Ascomycota; Sordariomycetes; Hypocreales; Nectriaceae
Exons: 1
Coding region: 247-1167 (306 amino acids)
Source: RefSeq, a predicted model, not a curated record
ACCCCUUCAUGUCCAAACUAUAAUGGAUACCAUGAUCCGAGGACGAAUAGAACGUGUUGAGGGCGGAGGGCUGUUGCAGGACAUUGAAAGUCCGCAACUCCGCACUUCAACAUAGGAUAGCAACGAACCAUACGCAGUUUAUAAACCUGGGUAGCCAAGAGACUUAGCUUUAAAGCAGGCCAUUUACACGAUUCAAAUAUCUUUAUACUAGUAUCAAACCGGAAGGUCUCUUUCAAGACUUACACAAUGUCACAGAAUGUCGUUUUUGUCACGGGUGCUACCGGCUCCCAAGGAUCCGCCGUUGCGAGACAGCUUCUCGAGCUUGGCUGGACCGUACGAGCUACAGCUCGUAACAUGGACUCUCCCGCCGCCAAGAGACUACAAGAUCAAGGCGCUGAAGUUACACCUGGUGAUUGGGACAACGAAGCAGUUCUCAAGGAGGUCAUCAACGGAUGCACACAUGUGUUCAUGAAUCUGGUACCAAACAUCACAACAUUCACCUCAGAGAUACCGGCAGCGAAGCGGAUCAUCGACAUAGCUAGGACAGCAGGCGUUAAACACAUCAUCUACUCCAGCGGCAUGGCCAUCAAAGAUAUGGAGAAGGACCGAUACCAUGACCCUGAACACCCUGUUGGACGCGCCCACGGAUGGAAGAGAGAGGUUGAAAAUCUCGUCAAGAACGCCGGCUUCGAGGCAUGGACAAUUCUCCGUGGAGGAUUCUUCAUGUGUAACUUCCUGGCGCCUAAAGUCAAUAUCAUGUGCUCCGGCCUGGUAGGCAGCAAUACGUGGUCUACUGCCUACACGCCAGAGGAACAGCUACCAGUUAUGGAUAUUGAGGACCUUGCAAAGUUUGCUGUGGCGGCUUUCCGUGAGCCAGACCGCUUCCAUGGGCAGACCAUCGAAAUUGCAAGUGAGAAACUCUCACCGGAUGAGAUUAUGCAACAACUGGGCGAAGCGAGCGGAAAACCUUUGAAAGCUGUUUACCUGACUGAUGAUGAGAUCGAGGCGAAGAAAAAUGAGGAUAUCUUUGUUGUUAUACAGUUGAUGUCGAGAGGCUUGGGAGAUAAGGUCGAUAUAGGUGAAGUUAAAGGUUGGGGAAUUCCUCUAACAACCUUCAAGGAGUUUCUUGAGAGGGAACACUCCUGGGUCGAAAGUACGUUCGUAUAACACGUCAUUAGCGCACGGAGAUCAGCCUCAGGUCGAGUUCUAAGACAAACAUUAAUUUUAAACUCUUAGUUUAUACUUGAAAG